This is a messenger RNA of Cinara cedri, 714 nucleotides long. Lineage: Eukaryota; Metazoa; Arthropoda; Insecta; Hemiptera; Aphididae. The record is from the annotation of a GenBank genome assembly.
AUGCUGUGUAAUCCGUACGGAAAAUUGCGUACGUCGGUUAUCAACAUAACCGCGCGAAAUCGCCGCUGGGGAGACGCUAUGACGCGUCGACACCGUAGACGACGAUGUCGUUGCAGCGAUACGGCACCCCGACGGCCGCGAUAUCGCCACUUUGUCUCUAGCCGGCGAUUCGAAUGGCAAGCGACCGGGCAACGGGCCUGCCAAUGGACGGACGAAAAACAAAAAAAACAAAAACACAUUCGGAACAAACGGCUUUUACGCCUGGUCGUCGUUGAACCGCGCGGAAAACGUACAGCGGCCCCGGCCGGUGACGCCGGAGUGUACCGUCCGGGUCUCUGUCGUCCGAAAUUAACGCGGGGCGGCCGCCGGUACCGUUCAACACGACCGUUACUGCCGCGUUACUGUCUCGUCGUCCGCGACGAAAUAUUACGUUUCGUGUCCCGUACGGGAUUCGGACACGCGGGGCCGCCCGUCGGUAUAUCAAAACAAUUCCGAAAUAUUUGCGCGCUGCCGCCGACCGCCGUCCGAUAUGCUCCGCCGGCAAUGUGUCCACAGCCCGUAGAAAACACUGUCGAUUACAGAAACGCGCGCUUUCGCAGACGGCUCCGGCGUCGUCCCGGUCCCGCAAUAGACGACCUGUACGCCCGAAAACUUUACCCCCGGAGAGCCGUCGCCGUCGGCCAAAAGGAAACGCGCGACCGACCGGAAAAUUAA